Messenger RNA from Myotis daubentonii (Daubenton's bat), 724 nucleotides. RefSeq names its product chromosome 1 C15orf61 homolog (gene C1H15orf61). The record is from RefSeq and is a predicted model, not a curated record. Lineage: Eukaryota; Metazoa; Chordata; Mammalia; Chiroptera; Vespertilionidae.
CCAGCGGCGCGCGCCCCACGGCGUCUGCGGGGCGGGGGCCGCGGCGCGCCGGCCAUGGAGGCCCUGCGGAGAGCCCACGAGGCCGCGCUGCGGCUGCUGCUGAGCCGGCCCUGGGCCGCGGGCGCCGCCUCCCGCCCGAAGCCCCGCGCCUCGGAGGUGCUGACGCAGCACCUGCUGCAGCGGCGCCUGCCGCACUGGACCUCCUUCUGCGUGCCCUACAGCGCCGUCCGCAACGACCAGUUCGGCCUCUCGCACUUCAACUGGCCGGUGCCGGGCGCCAACUACCACGUCCUGCGCACCGGCUGCUUCCCCUUCAUCAAGUAUCACUGCUCCAAGGCCCCCUGGCAGGACCUGGCCCGGCAGGACCGGUUCUUCACGGCGCUCAAGGUCGUCAACCUCGUGGAAGCUGACAUUUUACUGAUGGUUUAUCAGUCUGUGUAUCCUGCUGGGAAGUAGAUUGAGAUUUAAGAAAAGCAACUUACCAUUGGAAUGAAUGGGUAUUCCAACUUUAUUAUAUGGACUUGGCUCCUGGUUAUUUGCUAGAGUCACAGAGACUGUGCACACCAGAUAUGGACCAGUAACAGUUUAUUUUCUAAAUAAAGAAGAUGAAGGUGCCAUGUAUUAAAAGUGUACAUUGGAGAACAUAAAUAUUAGUGGAUUUUCUCUUGUGUGUAUGUGCAGUAUUUAUUUUUGAUCCUUUAAAAUAAAACUUUUGCAAAUACUU